AUGGCUGAUGCUGCUGUUAGUGCUACUAUUCAGGUUGCAUUGCAGACGGUUGUUUCUUUUGCCGCUGAUCAUGUUAAUCUGGCUCGUGAAUUCCCAGAGGAGCUGAAUAAACUCGACAAAUCUACUGCAAGGAUCCGAGGCUUCUUGGCUGGUGCCGACGAGGACAAGCAUAGCCCAGUGGUGCAAAAUUGGCUCAAGGAUCUGGAAGAAGAGGUUUUCAAAGCUGACAAUGUGCUGGACGAGCUCAACUAUGAAAUUCUUCGUCGGAAGGUGAAGUAUCAAGAUCAAACCAUGAAAAAGAAUGUACUCUUCUUCUUUUCAUUCUUUAAUAAAAUUGGUUUUCGUUGGAGGUUGGGUUCAAUGAUCAGGGAGAUCAACACGAACCUUCAAAGGAUCCAUCAGGAUGCCGCAGGUUUGGGACUGGCCUACAAGCUCCAAGUUGAAGAAGCAUUCGCUACUAUUGCUGCUGGAGCCACAACAAGCAGACAGACCGACUCUAAGAUUGUUCGAAGUGAUAAUCGUCAACAGGAAAAAAAGGCUGAAGUGGAUAAUAGGCAAGUAAUAGUUAACGGAAUUGAAACUGAACUUAAGGAAAAAAGAUAUUUGCUUGUUCUUGACGAUUUGUGGAAUGAUCAAGAAGGAUUGUUGAAUGACUUUUUCACCACUUUGGAGGCACUCAAACUGAAGAAAGAGAGCUGGUGUCUUGUUACUUCUCGUCUCCAAGAAGCGGCAAUUGUUCUGUCAAGACAUCGGCGGAUCAAUUUUACUCGUCAUGACCUAAGAAAGCUAUACGAUGAUGACUGCUGGUCUAUCGUGAAAAAUUGGGCAACUGUAGGGGAAGAAGUGCCAAAAGAAUUGGAAGCCUUAAGGAAACAAGUUUUAAGAAGAUGUGACGGUCUACCUCUGGCAGCAACGUUAAUAGGAGGUUUGUUAUCUAAAAAGAGAAAAGAGGAGUGGCUAUCUAUUUUGGAGGAGAGCCUCUUGAAUGGAGAUCAAGGUGGGAUUGAGCAAAUAAUUAAGGUGAGUUUUGAUCAUCUGUCACCUGCACCGGUUAAGAAAUGUUUUGCAUAUUGCUCAAUUUUUCACCAAGAUACUAAAUUGGAACAAGAUCGACUAGUUGAGCUUUGGAUGGCUGAAGGCUUUCUUCAACCUGAUUCCCAAAAUGAAAGAACGAUGGAGAAAAUAGGAUAUGAGUAUUUGAGAAUUUUGCUGCAAACUUCCUUAUUGGAAGAAGUAAAAGAGGAGAGGAGAACAUGGUAUAAAAUGCAUGACCUUGUGCAUGAUUUUGCAAAAUCAAUUUUGAAUCAUAACAGCAGCAAUCAGCACCGUUACCUUGCAGUAUACUCAUCUGGAAGAGAAACCAUCAAUGAAAAAUCAUCAGCAUCACUUCGCACAUUAUUUCUGGAGGGUGGCAUAACUGAUGAUAUGUUAUCAAAGUUCAAAUACUUGCAUGUCCUAAAAUUGUUUGGAGCAAAUGCCAAAGAGUUGCCGACCUCCAUUGGCAAACUAAUACAUUUACACUUACUUGACAUUUCAGAUUCUAUGUUUACAACUUUGCCAGAAUCUCUUUGCAAACUUUAUAGUUUGCAAACACUGAGAAUUGGCAAGCUUGAAGAAGGUUUUCCAAAGGAGAUGAGCAAUUUGAUUAGCAUGAGACAUCUUCACUAUGAUCAUGCUCGUACAAGACGCGAAAUCCAAAUGCCAUCCGGGAUUGGACGAUGGACUUGUCUUCAAACGUUAGAGUUCUUAAACAUAGGUCGCCAAGAGGAAGGUCAUGGUAUCCAAGAGCUUGGAACCUUGCAAGAUCUUAAAGGCUCCUUGGAGAUCAGAAAUCUUGAAUUAGUAAAUGGCAAAGAUGAUGUUGAACUGGCGAAGCUAUCUAAAAAGCCAAAUCUGCAUCGGUUGGUAUAUGAGUGGCGCAAUAGGUAUCGGGGAAGUGAUAAUUGUGAUGAAGAUGUGUUGGAAGGCCUCCAACCUCACCCAAAUUUAAAAGAGUUACAAAUUUUGAAGUUCAUGGGUGAUCAGUUUCCACAAUGGUUCAUGAAUUUGACAUCACUGGUGGAGUUGAGUGUGGCGAAUUGCACAAGAUGCAGAAAACUCCCAGCACUAGGACAGCUGCCAUUCCUCAAGUGCCUCUAUCUGACUGGAUUGGAAAACACAACAUGCAUUGGGCUUUCAUUCUACAGUAUAAGUGCUGAGGAGGACGGCGGAUCAGGAGGUUCAGGCACUAUUAGCAGACAAACAUUCUUUCCAGCCCUUAAAAAACUCUCUCUUAAAAGUAUGAAAAAUUUGGAAGAGUGGAAGGACGCACACGAAAUGAUGUCAACAGCAGGUGAAGUACAUGUGAUGGAUGUGUUUCCCAUGCUUGAAAAGUUGUCUAUUAGUGAUUGCCCCCAGCUGACCACCAUUCCAACUCCAAGUCGUUUCCCAAGUCUUGCUGUAUUGGAAAUCAAAAAGAAUUGCCAUGUUUUGCUGGCAGAAAAGGUUUUGAGCAAUAUAACCACACUCUUUUCCCUUGAAUUAAGUGGUGGUCGUCGACCCAUGGAGUCUUUAAAAUUAGUGAAACCACCAGAGAGCAGCUUGCGUAUUGCUGGCUGUGACAGUCUACCCACUGACAUGCUUGAGCGACUCUGUCUUUUUCCAACUCUUCAGAGUGUAGAAUUGAUGUCUGCCUAUAAUAUAACAACAUUACGAGGAAUGAGUUGCGCCGCUUGUCUUAAGAGAUUGGCAGUCUAUUAUGGUAAGAAUUUACGGGAGUUGCCAGAAGAUCUUUAUCAAUUUCAGGCUUUAGAGUACUUGAUGAUAUGGGGUUGCCCGAGAAUUGAUUCAUUUGGAUGUCCAAAUGCUAAUUCAUUUGGACAGAAAAGCCUCCUUAAGUCUCUUGAGGAAUUUACUGUCGAUGGGCGCGAUGCAUUAACAAGAUUACCAGUGGAGAUGUUCGAGUCGUGUACGUCUCUCCGAAAGCUGAUAUUGUUCAAUUGCCGCAGUCUGGUCUCCUUUCCCCUUGAUUUGCGACGAACCCCUUCUCUCGAGAGUUUCUUGUUACAGUGCUGUCCCAAAUUGAUUGCUGAGAUGCCCAGUGGAUUUGGCUAUCUUACCAGCUUAAGGAAAUUGGAGAUUGGUCCCUUCUCAGAUGACUCUGUAAUCGAAUUUGAUUGGGCAGGAUUAACAUCUUUAUCAACACUCCGGCGCGUGUCUUUGCGUGGGAUGCGUGACACGAAAUCUCUGCCACAUCAGCUUCAAUGCUUGACUACCAUCACAUCACUGUCUCUAGAUGACUUCGGAGCAAUCGAAGCCUUACCAGAUUGGCUUGGGAACCUUGAGUCUCUUGAAGAGCUAAUUCUAUCGGACUGCCGAAAGCUUGAAUAUUUACCCUCCGUAGAUGCCAUGGAACGCCUCAAAUUAAGACGUCUGGAAAUUGACGGUUGUCCUCUAUUAAAUCAAAGAUGCACUCCUCAAAGUGGCUCCGAGUGGCCCAAGAUCUCUAAUAUUCCAGAGCGUGUAAUUUAUUAAAAGUCAUCUUUCUGAGCCAUCGGGCCACAAGUGUCAGUGAAGCAGCAAACAGUGAUAGCGCCGAAACAUUGCGAAAGGCUCAGAAGUGUGCUUAAGGCAGAGUCAGCCUGGAACCUCUAGAGCAUCUUAUUGCACUUUUCGCAUUCUCCAACUGCAACAUCAGGUUGUGGUUUCCAAUCAUUUUUGAAGAAAGAUGAGGAGGUAUGUGGUUUGGAAAUUUCUCCACCCAACUUACUAGAAGUACAAGGGAAUUGGUCCAAGUUUGCAAGUAUGUUUGAGACAUGGAAUUGUGUCUAAAUGCAGAAUUUGUUUAGGAAGCAGAGAUUAUGCUCUUUGGACAAAGAACACCAACGUUCCCGUGUUGUUCUUAUGAGAAUAUCAGGAGGGAGGAGUUAUUUUCACUUAUUAGUCAGGUUUUGAAGAUGGAAGGUAGUUAUCUGUGAUUUUUCCCACCAGAAUGCAUAUAUUGCUCAGAAUGUGGAAAUGAAGCAUGCUGAAAACAGUGACUUGUGCCAGGCUUGUAGAAAGUAGCAUGGAUGGAGGAGAAUUAGAAAGGAGCUAUCAAGGUACAAGACAAGACUUACUUGAAAAAAAUUGGAUGUGCUAAUACUUUAAUUCCAGAGGUGACAACAUUUGAUGGAAAGAAGUUAGACAUUGUAGACAGCAUUGGCAAUCAUUUGGACGACAUAAAUGAAGCAUGUGAUUGCAGUGUCAGCCGUUCAUUUGGAUGAAAAUAGUUCAAAGUUUUGGUGCUGCAAUUGCAGCGGCAAGAAUUUCUACAUCCUUGUUCAAAGGUUCCCACCAGAUCUUGCAAGGCCUUUGUAAAUUGGAAAACAGGUUAUACCUUUCCACUCAAGAACAAGAGAGACUCAUGAUACAACUGUGCUAAUAGUUAGUCAUUCCAGAAAGCAGUGGUUUUCAAGCAAAAAUGUAUGGAUGGUGAUGUGGUAGACAAUUGUUCUCUUAAGGAGUGAAGAUCAGUCUUCUAGAAAGCAAUAUGUGACAGAGUAAAUGAAGAGGAAGCAGACAUCAUCUUGUUGGAAAAAGAGCAACAUGGUUCCCUGUCGUUUUUGUGAGAAUGUCAAUACGAAGAAAUUACUGUCACUGUGCAGGCAGGUUUCGCAGAUGAAGAUGGUUACCAAUUAUAGUUAUUUUGCUCAUUAAUUUGCACAAGCAAUAAACAGGUGCUUUUCAAGUAGCUUUUUUUUUUGGUGCUUUAGCUAAAAAGGAUAAGUAGACCUAAGAAUUUUUACCAAGAAACUCUUUUAAAAUAUCUGACAUUUGUGAAGACCAAUGAAGAUGGUAAAUCAAUAGUAAAUGUUACUCAAGGAAGUUUUUCAGGGUACUUCAUUCCACUUGACAGAGAUACUAUGCCACAAGUCUAUUCUGCUAAGGUUAGAUCAGCAUUUUUUCAGCGUAGCCAUUGAAAUGAAGUUGACAAUCAACUCUAACAAAUUCAAGGAAGAAGGAUACUGCUUGCCGACGUUUAUAGAAUUGCAGCAUUGUUUUGCUGCUUCUUUCUGAAAAAGGAAGCAGCAGCUUUCGAGCUAAAGUGUAUGAAUGCAGUCUCGAUGGAUUAAAGGUUUCUUCUGAUCUGAUUUGCUUGAGACAGGGGAAAGCAUAUGAAGGAACCAUUUAGCUGGCAUGGCUGAGACCUGCAGCCAAUUUGGUUGAUCUUGGUUCCAGUUUAAGCUGUCUGGAUUGCUCUUUGUCAAUCUCAUGAAUAUGGAUCUCAUAUCAAUGGAAGCAUUGAAAGUAUGAAGAUGAGACGGCAAGAAUACUGGUAGCUAGCUGUUGGAUUGUAGGCAUGUAAAAAGUCUUUACUAUACUAAAAUUGUCACCUAGAUGGCUGGCUAGAAUGGAUAUAUAUAUUACUCUAGCUUGGCCUACAGAGAGAUAAGAUUUGAGGUUUUAAUGUGAUCUAGAGCUUUCAGCUUUUGAAAUACUUAAUUGCCCAUGCUUUGGGGAGUUUGAUUUAGGUUUCAACCAA
Messenger RNA from Coffea arabica (coffee), 5503 nucleotides. NCBI's taxonomy places the organism in Eukaryota, Viridiplantae, Streptophyta, Magnoliopsida, Gentianales, Rubiaceae. The record is from RefSeq and is a predicted model, not a curated record.